AUAAAAAUGAACAAGGAAGAGAUGUUUUUGUAUAAUGAUGAUGUCAAUGGUAAUAAGAUUGUUUUGUUGUAUAAUGAUGAUGAGGAAGAAGAGCAGGAAGACCAAAACGAGCAUAUUCAAUCACAGGAGUUUUAUAGAAUUAAGGGAAAGAAUAGUUCUCUCCCAAGAGAACCUGUGAGUACUAUUGUCAAAAGACCUGCCACUGGUUCAAUGAGACGUAACUUAAAAUAAUGCAAGAGGAGCAACCAAGAGAAACAACUACAAUAUGGGUAUGGUUAAUAUGUCCAAAAGACUGAAAACUUCUUCUAAGAAACAAAGAGAGGGAUUGAAAGGGCGCAUGAUAAUGACUCAAAGCUCUCCAUUUAUCAAAAGAGGUAUUCAAAAACCAACUUCGCCUGAGAGAGACGAAAUGGGAGGAUUUACUAGGAAAGCUCAAUCCAGAGUCAGCAGAUAUAAUUUUAAUAAAUAAAGAAAUGGAAACUUACUCCAACUUCGUUGAACUGAUUGCAAUGUUCGACUCCCAAAGUAUGGCCGAUAUCCUAGAAGAUGUGCUCAAAGAUGCUGAAGAACUAAAAGGAAAGUAACUAAUUUGCAGGUUUCUGGUUGGAUCCAUUAAGAUAAAAUCAUAAUCUAAUGACAAAUUUAUC
Molecule: messenger RNA, 647 nt
Organism: Moneuplotes crassus
Lineage: Eukaryota; Ciliophora; Spirotrichea; Euplotida; Euplotidae
Source: the annotation of a GenBank genome assembly